Molecule: messenger RNA, 2757 nt
Organism: Octopus sinensis (East Asian common octopus)
Lineage: Eukaryota; Metazoa; Mollusca; Cephalopoda; Octopoda; Octopodidae
Product: ectonucleoside triphosphate diphosphohydrolase 5
Exons: 13
Coding region: 532-1812 (426 amino acids)
Biological process (GO): nucleoside diphosphate catabolic process
Cellular component (GO): membrane
Molecular function (GO): UDP phosphatase activity; GDP phosphatase activity
Source: RefSeq, a predicted model, not a curated record
AAAAUUUUUGAAUUGUACCCAGUUUAUUUUUGCGUGUUGUGUAUCAGUCACUUAAUUGGUUUUAUCCAACAACCUGCCACGUUUUACAAUCACGAGUUAAUACAAUUUCUUAUCAGAUACAGAAAAGGGACAAACAUAUAUAUAUAUUAUAUAUAAAGUUUGCUAUUUCCAUGCAAACGACAGCAGUAGUAGUUUACAGAAACUGUGGUAAACCUGAAAAGAAAAACAAAAGCGGAGAGAGUUACUAGUUUUGUGUAAAAAUAGCUAUCCUUGCCAAGUUUUCACAUAACUUGACAUCACAUCAGAAGGCCGUGUUCCUCUCUCGGUUUUUUCUCUAGUUGUACAACCAACUAAAAGUUUAUUCGGUUGAACUGACCCUUCACAAUAACUCUUGUUUGAUAUUAUUCAAGUUUCCCCACCAGAGAAAACGGCAAAACCAUUGAUUCGUCUUCUAACAUUCAGCUUAAUUCUAUGGGGCUUUGAGUUAAGAGCGGUGCUAACUGAAAACCAUUAACCAUGGAUAUGUGGUAAAUGGAAAAUAAUACUUGUCUUUGUAACUCUAGAAGGAAACUCUACAGGAUACAGAAUUCAUUCACUUUUCAGAUGAAGAUGUGGGCUGCGGGUUUUACUGUUCUCUGUGUUAUGGUUGUUUGGCUUUCUACAGCUUACCGCUGGGAUCACCCUGAAAGCAAGGUUACUUAUGGCAUCAUGUUUGAUGCCGGAAGCACUGGCUCUAGGAUUCAUGUAUUCAGUUUUAGCAGUGAUAAUUCAGGAAAAAAGAUGAAAUUGAUACAAGAUAUAUUUAAUGAAAUUAAACCCGGAUUAUCAGCUUAUGCUAGUGACCCAAAGCAGGCAGCGGAUUCUUUACUACCCUUACUUAAUUUAGCCAAAUCAGAGGUUCCAGAGGUCUUUCAGUCAUCCUGUGCAGUUGCCCUGAAAGCCACAGCAGGUUUGCGCUUACUCGGUGAACAACCUGCCAAGAAUAUUCUUCUUGAGGUAGAGAAGCUGUUUAAGACGUUUCCUUUCAAAAUGCUUAAAAACAAUACCGAAAUAAUGAGCGGCACCAAAGAAGGAAUUUACAGCUGGCUGACGGUCAACUAUCUCCUUGAUUUACUCGAUACACCUGAGAAAACCGCUGUAGCUUUGGAUCUUGGUGGAGGCUCAACCCAGAUCACAUUUGUACCAUCAAAGCCUGAAACAUUGCAACAGGUUGGGGACGACUUCAAGGAAUCUGUAACUUUAUUUGGACAAAGAUACAAUUUAUACACUCAUAGUUACCUUGGACUUGGUUUGAUGGCCACCAGGUUUGAAGUUUCGGACAAAACUGAGACUGCUCCUCUUCAACUGAAAUCAGUAUGUAUACAAGAGAAUACUCAAACCAGCUGGUCCUAUUCAGGGAAAACUUAUCAAGUUAGUUCUGCUGGUAACAGUAAUUUUGACAACUGCUAUGCUGCUACAAGUAAGUAUGUCAAGGAAAAUAUGAAACCUGUUCUAGAACUGACCAACCACGACAUUAGGGCAUUCUCUUACUUCUACGAUCGAGCUGUUGACAUGAACCUCAUUGGUCCAGAAGGUGGAAAAGUAGCUGUUAAUAGUUUCCAGCAAGCAGCUGUCCAGGCCUGCAAUCAGAAAAAUUCUGAAAAGCCAUUUUUAUGCUUGGAUUUGUGUUAUAUAUACUCUGUAUUGAAAGAUGGCUAUACCUUGGAAGCUAAUAAAAUUAUUGAAUUAACCAAAAAGAUAAACAGAGUGGAGGUCAGCUGGGCUCUUGGUGCUGUUUUUGAUCUCAUCUCUAAAGCUAAAAAAGUUGUUUAGAGAAGGUGGCCCAGAAAGAGUAUGAGAUAGCAUUACAAAGGUGCUGAACUGGUGGCGAGGAAGGAGCAGAAUGGCUGUUGCUCUCCUUUUCAGCUUGUUUUUGGGGACUGAAUCUGUGAUUAGACAGAAAGUUCAAAUUUUGAGGAAAUUGUUGUUUUUUUUGGGUUUAUUUUUUAAAAUAUUAUCUAAAGAAAAAAUAUUCUUAUAAUUGUUGCUAUUAUUAAGUUAUUAAGGGAGCUGAAGGUAGGAAGCUGGCAAAAUGCUUUGCAGUAUUUAUGUUCUGAGUUCAAAUUUCAGCAAGGCCAACUUUGCUUUUCAUUGUUUCUGGGUUGAUAAAAUAAGGGCCAGUUGAGCCCUGGGGUUGAUGUAAUUAGCUUACCUACUCCCCUGAAAUUGCUGGCCUUGUGCCAAAAUUUGAAAUCAUUAUGAAGUGAGCUGGAAAAAUUGUUAAAGUUUUGUAAAGCACACAUUUUGGUAUCAGUGGUGGUUCUUUACUUUCUGAGGGUAAAUCCUGCUUUACUUUUCAUAGCCCUGGGCUUCAUAAACUAAAAUACCAGUUAUGGACUGAGAUUGACAUGAUCAACUAGCUCCCUUUACCCCAAAAUAUUUCUUUACUACCCACAAGGGGACAAACAAGGACAGACAAAGGGAUUAAGUCGAUUACAUUGACCCCAGUGCAAAACUGGUACUUUAUUUAUCGACCACGAAAGGAUGAAAGGCAAAGUCGACCUUGGCGGCUGACCUAGUGCCCAAUUUAGAAACAGUUAUUAUUAUUAUUUGUUAACUGCUUUUUAUCUUUCUUACCCCAGUCAAUAAAAAUAGAAUGAGUUAUGAACUAAGGCUUGUAUAAUUGUCCAAAUCCCUCAACUGACAUUUUGGAAUUUGUGGCUUUCAAAUCAUGCAAAAUCAAUGUUGCUUUAUAUCCUGUGGGGUCAGUAAUAAAAU